Molecule: messenger RNA, 4692 nt
Organism: Carica papaya (papaya)
Lineage: Eukaryota; Viridiplantae; Streptophyta; Magnoliopsida; Brassicales; Caricaceae
Source: RefSeq, a predicted model, not a curated record
UCUGAUUUCAAGGAGGUAGUAGAGGUUGCUGUAAACUAUGACGUGUUGCAAACUAUGACGUGUUUGACAGGUUCAAUGGAACUGAAGUAGAAAAAGGGUUUGAUCAUGUUGAACUCUUGGCCAUGAAGGUAUUUGAUGAAUGACCACCAAGUGUUUGCUAAAAUUCCUCAAUUAAAGGAUUGGGAUGAUUUUAAGAUGAAACCUACUGAACAAAAAGGGAGUCAUCUCAAAUGAUAGAGAGUUUCGGCUUCACGAAGAAGCUGCCAUGCAGUGGAAUCAAUGUCAGAUUGACCAGAAAUUUAAAGAGUUGAAGAUGGAAUUACAGUUGGGCAGCAGUAGAGUUUUCCUUCCAUCUGAGAAAAAUGCAAACAGUGUUUUUGAAAAGUCCACAAGGAGUUGACAAGUUUGAGAACUAUAUUGAAAUGAACUUGUCUAAGGGUGCAUUUGUCUUUUCUUAUAAUAAUACACCUUUAGUAAUUGAUAUUUGGAUGCAUGUUUAAUAUCAUUCUGAUAACCGAAGGACGCUCGAGUUUGGUGCAAUUGAAUCAUCAAUGAGGCGCAAAUGGGAAGGCUGGGGGCCGUCAAACAUAGAAGGGAAGAAGUUUAAGAGUUUUAUUAAAAAAUAGAUAUUCAGUUGUUGAUGAUAAAGUUCUCACUGCAGAAUCUGAUAUAACUGGUUUAAGUUUUUUCUAUGGCUACUUGGGAUGACAAAUUUAUAUGACUCAAUAGAAGGAUAUUAGUCAAUGUGUGGGUGUAUGUCAAAUUUUACCCCUAUAAGCAUCAAGAGCAUCAAGGGUCUUAUGACCAGAGCCUUUGCUAGAGAGGACACAUGAGAAAGGCUUAGGAAAUGGAAACAAUAGAGCAUCCAGAAAUGGCGCCAACUCAGCUGAUAAUUAAAGGAGAUAAGCAGAAGCACUUUCUUUUUUAUUUUGCAAAUACUCAAUUUUCAUUUUAUGUUUUUUAGUUUAUUACCGAUAUGUGUUUUUGGCUUAAACAUCCUUGAGGACACAGAUGCUUUCAUGGAGAGGUAUUGUUAGGACCCAACUAAUAGUGUUUAGGUUUGUUAUAAAUAGUUAGUUAAGUUGUUUUGAUCAGUUAGAAAUUAAUUUGAAUUAAUUACUUUUCAGCAAUAAAAGGUAGAGUUCGGAAUUGAUCCGUAUCCAGAAAAUAUGAAGUACGUUUAAAACUUCUCUAUACAGCAAUUCCUCUUUUCUCUUCGUCUUCCUUACUCUUUCUUCUCCCUAAAUUCUAGCUCAGCUCUCAUCUUCUUCUAAAUUCUUUUCUGUUUCUUCUGCAAUUUUUCUUCUUUCUUUGUUUCUUCACAAAUCAGGACAGGUUCCUAAUACUAGCAUUAUGUUUUCCACAGAGGUUAGAGUUGUGGGAAUCAGAUAGAUGAUGUCUUCUUCACCAUCUGUAAUUUGGGAACUUAGUUUCUUCAUGAAACUGAUUUUGAGAGUGAUGAGGAGACUUGUAAGCACGUGUUUGCAUUGCCUGAUGGUAUAUAAGCUUUGGACCAUGGUGUAUGGAUUGUUGGGAAUAAGUUGGGCGAUAACAGGUUCAGUGAAAGAGGAAUUUGGCGUGGAAGGUUAAUGGUUUUGAUAUCUAGAUUUUACUCAACUCUCUAGUUUUUGGGUUGACUGGAAGGAGAAAAAUAUGAGGGCUUUUGAGGUGGUUGAGGAUGUUAAUGGUUUUGAUAUAUCUAAGGAUAGAUGGUUCCGGACUCUUGGUUUUUUGUUACAGGGUUAUCUUUUGGUUACUUUGGAGGAUUUUGCGGAACUUAUUGAUUUGUUAAUAAACUUGUAAAUUUGUAAAUGAGCACCCCUUCGGUGCCUUAUUAGUAUACAGUACUGUUUGUAUUUAAAAAAAAAGAACCUGAUUUCCUCUUGAUUUAUCCGGAGUUAGAAAUGCUUUGUCAUCUAAAAUUCGGAAUUUAUAGAGGAGGCUAUCAGUGCCUAUUGUGGUGCACUAGUGUCAUCAACACACCGCCUUUGUUAUGCAAGUUUGUGGUUCACGUGUGUAAUUCUUCAGGCUACAUAUGUGCCCUAUCAAAACUCUUGAUUAUUAUUUUGGUGCAUUUGCUGGUAACUAUGUGUUGUUCUGUGUUUUUCUGCGCAAAAAAAAAAUUUGUGUGAUUCUGUGUUUUUUUUUUUUGUUUAGGAUACCAAAUCACCUUAAAGUUUUUCAUGUUUUUCUUUGUUGAAUAUUCAAGUACAAAGUGAUGAUUAAGUUUGUCAGAGAUAUCUAACUAAAACUCUCAGCUUGAAUUUCCUUUUAGUUUCUUUCCCCAAUUCAGUUCUUUUUGCACUUAGAAUAAACUAUGCGGCUUAGCCACUGAUGGUUGGCUGCCAAUUUUGUAAGGAUGAUCAAAUUAUUGUGGACCUGAAUUACACUCGUGCUGUUAUUAAUUGAGGAAAUGCUUUGCUUAUUCCUUAUAGGACAGGAUCUUGAUAUUUUCUUCAUCUUGCACGAAUAGUAUACAGUGGUGUACUAUACUAUGGUGGGUGAUGAUUAUUCUUAGUCAUGAUUAUAAAAUAAUAGAAAAUUAGCAUGAAGGCAUCCUAUCUGUGAGACACCAUAGAAUUUUGGAUCUUUAUACCUCUUGUGAAUUGAGUGAAACCAUGAUCCGUCCAACAACUUGAAAAUUAACAUGUCAAAGAAGCCAAUGUGGCUAUUCGUGACUGGUAUGGGCUGUAUAUUGAAUGUAAGCUACUGUGGACCUUAUUUUUCCAUGCUGGGGAAUCUUUUUACAUAUAUUACCUGUCUUUGUAGAGAAUUUUUAAGGUAGAUCAAUACAAACUGAUGUUAUUUGUUCUUCAUUCAUUUUUUGAUUCACAAACUGCUGUUGUUUGUUCUUCAUUCAUUGUCGGAAUUAAGUUGGUAAAUCAAUACAUGGCCUGACUUUUCAUUUUCCUUCCAACAGUUAAUAAUCUAUGGAGCACUCAGUAUACUAGAAAGGAAGGCCACCUUGAUUUUUAUUAUAUCAUUGUUUUAAAGUGACUGAAGUUACUAGUUACCCUGUCCUUGGGAGUUCUAGUUAAAAGAAUCCCUGUUUCGGAGUGACGUGCCUACAUACAGAUAAAAUGUUACGAGACUUCUACAAGGUUUCCUCAUCAAUAAAGAUGGUAGAGAUUAAUGGGUUUGGUGGUAGUAGAUGUGUUUUGGGUCAAAGCUACCUCCCGGAGCUGAAUUGGUUGUGUUAGCUCGACGUAAAUUUUUGCACAUGAGAGAUUAUGCAAAAUGUUCAGUACUGUCUUAACAUUUAAUGUUAAGGUUUCCUAAAGAUGUUUUUCGAACAGGUGAAACAGAGGAGGUAGUACUAGUCCGAGUCUUGUGGGCAUCGUGCAUAAUAGACUAACUUUUCCAGUAUUUUAGUCUUAGGGUUAUUUUAUGUGUAUUUGAGCUUAUUUUUACGUAAUUUUAUAUGUGUAUUUGAGCUUAGUAGUAACUUCGCGUCUAAAAGCCUAAACCCCUAAACCUCAAGUAUCCAUUUUGUCACUCUCUAUUCGCGAUCUCAUUCUUCCGCUAAACCCUUAAAUCCCAAGUUCCAUGUCUCUUCUCUGGAAUCUCCGCAAUAAACUUCACAAUCCCUUCCAUGUACUCAAACCCAUUUCUGCUCGCUUAUUCGCCACCCAAAAACCUAGCUACAACGCCCACGAGUUCCCCGAUGAGCCAACGUCCGCGUACUACGACGACCUCAUCAACGAAGCGGGGGGAUCCGGUGACCUGGAGGCCGUAAGGUACCUUCUCAACAAGCGCGCCAAAGAUGGCUGUUUCACCACUACGAGUACGUUCAAGUUCAUCACGAAUACUGACACUUCCCUCUCCUCUAUCGACCAUCUCUGCAGAACUUUAGCUCGUCUCGACUCCGGUUUCACGCGCAAGAGCGCGUACGAUUCGCUCGUCGCGCGGCUCUGCAAGCUGCGCCGAGUCGACGAAUCCCUGCGAGUAGUUGACGCCAUGGUUCGCGGCGGCUACGGCCUCAACGUCGCCACCUUCUACCCGAUCCUCAGCGUGGUGACCCGAAUGAAGAAGAUGGAUGAAGCAUGGCGCAUUGUGGAGCUUAUGAGAUCGCUCGGAGUGCCGCCCGAUCUGACGGCUUACAAUUACAUCUUGACCGCUCAUUGCUUCAACGGCGACCUGGAGGCGGCGCGUGAUUUGACGCGGAGGAUGGAAGAGGAGGGUUUGGGUGCGGACUCGCGUGCAUACGACGCUCUGGUGCUGGGAGCGUGCAGGGCGGGGAAGGUGGAGGGGGCUUUGUUGGUAUUAAGGAAGAUGGAGGAUGAAGGGGUGCCGGUGUUGUAUUCCACACACGCGCACGUUAUCAAUGCGUUGCUGAAGGAUGGCUAUACUGCGCUGGGGGUGAAGUUUGUGAUGGUGAAUGGCGGGAGAGAUGAGAAGUUGGAUACGUUUAGUUUUGGGCAUUUGUGUAGUAAGCUUAUUGAUCUCAACAGGUUUAAGGAGGCAGAAUUGGUCUUGGAGGAAAUGCUUAAAAGGGACUUACCAAUUGGUAAUAAAUUGAGGAAUUUUUAUGAAAAUUUGGUUACAAGUAAACAAUAAAAAAUUUCAUCUAUUUCUUAGCAUUAAUAAUAUCAAUUAAGAAUAAAUUACAAUAUGGUUUCUGAAAUUUUCAUAAUUAAUAAAUAUAAUUUAUCUUUAACAAUUCUAGUGCUCGUUGUUUGAAUGUUAAUUAUG